AUGAUGAAGUUCACCAAGCCGUUGGAGAAUGUGGUGGAGCUGGGCGUGCAGCUGUCGCCGGCGCCAGGCCAGUCCACCAACAUCUCGCUGCUGUACACGGACGUGGCGCUGCACUCGGUGUCGCAGAGCGUGGCGUCGUUCGUGGUGCCGUCGCUGGCGGACCAGUGGGCGCGGCUGGCGCUGCGCGUGGGCGCCGACAACGUCACGCUCUUCCUCAACUGCGACGAGUACGACACUGUGGCGGUGAAGCGCGAGCCCCGCGAGCUGGUGUUCGACUCGGCGUCGACUCUGUACGUGGGGCAGGCGGGGCCGCUCAUCAAGGGCGCCUUCGACGUGAGUCCACCCCCACCCUCUCGACAUCAAAUCGCAUCAAACGCACGAACGACUUCUCUUUGCAUUCUACAUUGA
This is a messenger RNA of Gryllus bimaculatus (two-spotted cricket), 408 nucleotides long. The record is from the annotation of a GenBank genome assembly. Lineage: Eukaryota; Metazoa; Arthropoda; Insecta; Orthoptera; Gryllidae.